GUAAGAGGACGGUUAGUAUUUGUUUGCAGAGCGCCUAACAGUGCGCUCUCGGCUAUGACAGCGCACGCGUAGAGCACAUGGAGUCCAACGACAAGAGAGAGAGAGAAAAACCAGAGAGAGAAAAAAAUCAAUCAAUUUUACCGAUCAAUUGAUUUGCGGACAACAAAUACUCUCUCUCUCACACACAUCGAACCGUUGACUGACCAUCGACUCCGACGGAUUGCUGAGAUAAACACCGAGUUGUCUGUCUGGCCAUUGACUUACCGCCAGAGAGAGAGAGAGAGAGCUUCCGCGGGUUUCCCAUCCGAAGUUGUCAUUGUCUCCCACACCACACACACACACCCGAAGUUGUGGACCAGUUGUCUACGGGUUGUUGUUCGUGGCCACCACCACCAACGCCAAACAAAGUUGGCCAGUGAUUUACCGGUUAGUGACAUCAUCAUCAUCGCCACCACCAAUCAUAAUCAUCGACAUCAUUGACCCGAAAAGUGUGAAACUACCACACAUUUAGAAGACAUCUGAUAGAGAAAAAAAACAAGAGAUGGAUGCGUCCACUUGUAUUGAGUUGGCCAUCGAAGGCGAACGGCUAUCCAAAUUGGGCGACUUUAACGGUUCGGUAGCCUUUUUCGAGGCGGCCGUCAAGUGCGGUACGAACGACCUGAAAACAUUGUCGGCCAUCUAUUCCCAAUUGGGUAACGCCUACUUCUAUUUGGGCAACUAUCACAAGGCCAUGGACUACCAUAAAAUGGACCUAACAGUGGCCAAAUCUAUCAACGACCGCAUCGGUGAGGCCAAGGCUUCGGGCAAUUUGGGUAACAGUUUGAAAAUGAUGGGCCGUUUCGACGACGCCAUCAUUUUCUGUAAACGUCAUCUGGAGAUCAGUCGCGAGUUGGCCGACAAAGUAGGCGAAGGCCGCGCACUAUACAACUUGGGUAAUGUGUUUCACACAAAAGGCAAGACAAUGGCCAAAGCAGGCAACGAAGAUCCCGGCGAAUUUCCCGACGAUGUCAAACAAUGUCUGGAACAAGCGGUCGACUAUUAUAAACAAAAUCUCGAUCUGAUGACACAAUUGGGCGACAAGUCGGCUCAGGGUCGGGCCUGCGGCAAUCUCGGCAAUACUCACUAUCUAUUGGGCAAUUUUGCUCAGGCAGUCGCCUAUCACGAAGAGCGAUUAAAUAUAGCCAAAGAGUUUGGCGACAAAGCGGCCGAACGUCGGGCUCAAUGCAAUUUAGGCAACGCUCACAUAUUUUUAGGACAGUUUGAAACGGCUGUUUAUAAUUACAAACAAACCCUAGAACUGGCCGAACAGCUAAAGGAUCGGGUAGUAGAGGCCCAGGCCUGCUAUAGUUUGGGCAAUACCUAUACACUGUUACGCGAUUACAAUUCGGCCAUUGAGUAUCAUUUGCGUCAUUUGAAGAUUGCCCAGGAAUUGCGCGACCGUAUCGGCGAAGGUCGCGCCUAUUGGAGUCUCGGUAACGCUAUGACAGCAGUUGGCGAUCACCAGGAGGCGCUCAAUUAUGCACAAAAGCACCUGGAGAUUAGCCGCGAGAUUGGCGACAUUACCGGCCAGACCACUGCUCAGAUGAGUAUUUCGGAUCUACGAAAACUAUUGGAAAAAGAUAUGGCCAACAAAACUAUAAUACAAUCCGAUAUUAUCGGUCGACACAAACGGUUGUCAAUGGAACGAAUGGAUGUGAUGGCACUGUCGCCACAGCAACGGAAACUUUCACUCAAUACUGUCGAAGAAGUGGUGGUUAAUACUACUACUACUUCAUCGGGUGUCGUCGUCGUCGAAACGGAUCAACCAAUUGAUAAUAUAGUGUCGUCCACGAGUACCGAUUUUAUUAGCAAAUCUCACGAAGAUUUUCUAGAUUUGGUCUCAAAGUUUCAGAGCAAACGUAUGGACGACCAAAGGUGUCCGCUGAUGGGUGCGGCGGCGAUCAUCGAAAACAAGGAGAAUCGCAAACCCAUUUGCGGUCAACCGAUUGCUGCCAAUAGCCGACAGUACGCCAGCAGUGGCUGCUCAGCAAAUGCUGGUAACAAUGGUGGUGGUGGUCCGGGCGGUGCUCAUAACGCCCGCAUUAAUCACUCGGUCGCCAACAACAAUGCAAUGAAUACAAAUAAUAAUACUACUAAUAAUAAUAAUCACAUCGGACGGGUUGGCCAGUCGGCGUCGCAGGACUCUCAACAGUCGUCCAGCAGUGCCGACCAUUUUCACGAUCUCAUCGAAAUGAUCGCCGGUAUGCAAGAGCGUCGUAUGGACGACCAGAGGGCCGCACUGCCACCUCAACCGGCCGUACGCCGUAACAGUGCCACCAACGGUCCUGAAAGUCUUCCACAACAACGAAACCAUACGUCAUAUGUACACCAAAACAAUGAGAACGGCGGUGCCGGCAACGAAUUGGGUGGACCGGCGGCGGCGGCCCGAUUGCGGCCAAACAAUGUUGCUAACGCUCGGCGAACGGCACCCAAUCGGCAAUACUCGUUGGGCGCCAAUGUUCUGCCCGAUGACGACUUUUUCGAAAUGUUGAUGCGCUGUCAGGACAGUCGUCUGGAGGAUCAGCGGACACUAAUGCCCAGUACGUCCAGCGACGACAACACUGGCGGCGGCGGUGCGACACUCGAUCGGCCGUCGACUCUGGAGAGACCGCAAAGUGUGGUCUCGACGUCAAGUAAUUCGCCGCAACAGAGCGUCGCACCUACCGUUCCCGACGAAGAUUUUUUUAGUCUAAUCCUGCGUUUCCAAGCGGGACGUAUCGAAGAUCAACGAUCAUCGCUACCCGACCGCCAAUCGGACGACGACCCGAUGAAAUCAAGUUCGCGAAAGUCAUCGACGGCUUCGUCGUCCACCACAAAGUCCAGCUCUGUUGCCACUAAUACGACUACUGUUACCACUAACGCACCGUCGGCUCGAAAGUCGUCGAAAACUCAGGUCUGAAUCAUCCAACAGCACAGUCGGUGCGCACAUCCCAUACCAACUGUUUUAAAUUAAAAAUAAUAAAAAUAACUCACGACUCAAGACACACACACUUACAGUAUGUUUACACUACCGUACUCUGAGAGACAAACAUAAUAUAUAAACAGACAAACAAUUGACAACAAAAAUUGUCUAACCGUUUAAACUACUCGUUUGGGUAUCGAACUCACUCACUCACUCACUCACACACACAUACAGUCACUCCUUGUCUAAUACCGACUCACAGUAAUUAUUAUUGUAAUAAUGUGUGAAUACACUAGAAAUAUGUACAUAAAUUGUAUUUAUUUAAUAGUGUAUUUGAUUAUUAUUAUUACUCUGUAUUAUGAUUACUAAACAAACAAAAAAAUUACCGCUAAUAUAAUUGACAGACAUAAUAAUAUACUAUCUUUU
This is a messenger RNA of Oppia nitens, 3367 nucleotides long. It is a transcript of the gene pins, whose product is annotated as G-protein-signaling modulator 2-like. The record is from RefSeq and is a predicted model, not a curated record. Gene Ontology annotation, molecular function: protein binding; GTPase regulator activity. NCBI's taxonomy places the organism in Eukaryota, Metazoa, Arthropoda, Arachnida, Sarcoptiformes, Oppiidae. Bases 542 to 2938 code for a protein of 798 amino acids. The transcript has 8 exons.